Molecule: messenger RNA, 1260 nt
Organism: Alternaria triticimaculans
Lineage: Eukaryota; Fungi; Ascomycota; Dothideomycetes; Pleosporales; Pleosporaceae
Exons: 4
Coding region: 1-1260 (419 amino acids)
Biological process (GO): transmembrane transport
Cellular component (GO): membrane
Molecular function (GO): transmembrane transporter activity
Source: RefSeq, a predicted model, not a curated record
AUGGGCGCAAAUGAUGCCACAUACGGUGCUAUCAUUCCUUACCUUGAGGAAUACUACGAUCUAACAUAUGUUGUCGUCUCGCUGGUUUUCCUAUCUCCGAUGGGCGGAUACAUUAGUGCUGCACUCCUCAACAACUGGCUGCACAUCCACUUUGGUCAACGGGGCAUUGCUUUCCUUGGACCUGUUUUCCAUCUAGUAGCCUACGUAGGCAUCGCUCUCCAUCCGCCGUAUCCCGUUCUGGUGGUCUUGUUCAUCUUCUCGGGAUUUGGAAACGGCAUUGAAGACGCAGCCUGGAACGCGUGGGCAAGCAGCUUGGCCAAUGCGAACGAGGUUUUGGGAUUUGUACAUGGGCUAUAUGGGCUGGGGGCUUUGCUUAGUCCGCUCGCUGCUACUAGCUUGAUUGCGAAGCGUGGAUGGCAAUGGUAUCAGUUCUACUACAUCAUGCUCGGUGGCGCCUGCAUUGAGCUUGCGACAUCGCUUUACGCAUUCCGAUCGAGUUCAGGUCAAGUGUAUCGAGAAAAAUCGCUUCGCGCGAAUGCGGAAGGUGAGAGCCGUCUCAAGCAGGCACUCAGAAGUCGCGUCACCUGGACUGCCGCUGUCUUCCUUUUCGGGUAUGUCGGAGCCGGUGGAGCGCUUGGAGGCUGGAUUGUUACCUUCAUGCGCCGGGAAAGAGCAGGUGGCGAAUUCGAAUCUGGCAUUGUCGCGACCGGAUUCUGGACUGGCAUCGCUGCCGGCCGCCUUGUCUUGAGCUUCAUCACACCAAAGCUUGGCGAGAAGCUCGCUGUCCUGAUAUACAUUGUUAUCGCCAUCACAUGCCAACUUAUGUUCUGGCUCGUUCCAUCCUUCCACGUCUCAGCCAUCUUUGUCGCACUACAAGGCUUCUUCCUCGGUCCGCUCUUUCCAGCUGUCAUCGUCGCAGCGACUAAAGCUCUUCCGCCACAUCUCCAUGUCUCUGCGAUAGGCUUUGCUGCCGCGAUAGGUGUUGGCGGAGGUGCUGCGUUACCCUUUGCUAUCGGAUCGCUUGCUCAAACAAAAGGCCUUGGUGUCCUACAACCUAUCAUUCUGGCUGUUCUCGCAGCUCUCUUGGUUCUGUGGCUGUGCUUUCCGAAAUUGGAAAAGAGAAAGACGGAAAGAGGGGUGCCACUGCUCUCGCCAGAAGAGCAAAGAAAAUGGUGGCUCAACGUCGAUAUUGAUCUUGUAGAGAUCAUGAGACGUGUGGUGACGAGGGAUUCGAGUGGCCAGAUGGUCGCAACUGCCUAG